Messenger RNA from Aegilops tauschii subsp. strangulata, 1257 nucleotides. Its product is annotated as protein FAR1-RELATED SEQUENCE 5-like. The record is from RefSeq and is a predicted model, not a curated record. NCBI's taxonomy places the organism in Eukaryota, Viridiplantae, Streptophyta, Magnoliopsida, Poales, Poaceae.
AUGGCGCCGCCUCCCAGGAACAUGCCACCACCUAACAUUGAAGCUUACGUUCUGCCAAGGCUAGAGAUGCGCUCUGAAACUUUCAAAGAAGUAAAGGACUUCUACAACGUCUAUGCAAAGCACGCGGGUUUUGCUGUCAGGGAAGGCUCCAAGGUUGAGACCAGAGUCUACCUUUAUUGCACGUGCCAUGGAGUGUAUGAAUCGAAGGUGUCAGAAGCAAAUAGACAGCGGAACAAGAUGACAGCCAGGACUAACUGCGGGGCUAAAAUGAGGCUGAAGAGGGAAAAGGAUGGAACACUUGUCGUAAAAGAGAUAGUCUGGGAACACAACCACAGGCUACAGCUCACCCCCCAAAUGCUUGUCUUCUUGCACUCCCACAAAAACUUUGACGAAACAAUCUUGGAGUACGUCAAGUACCUGCAGUUCCAAGGCAUUGAACACGUGAAAAUCAUGAGCAUACUGGGCGGCGAUGACCCUGGUAGCUACUUCCUCGAAAUGAAUGCCAAAGACCUGAUUAACCUCAAAGCAAAGAAUUCCAGGAUGGAUGAUGUGGACGAUGUCCUAAAGACUGUCAACUUCUUUAGGGAGAUGAAAGCUAUAAACAGGGAAUUCUUCUGUGACAUGCAACUUGAUGAGUCCGACAGAGUUAAGAACAUAUUCUGGGCGAACGCAAGCUGUCGAGGGGCAUAUCAGGACUUCGGUGACUGCGUAAUGUUUGACACCACAUAUAAGACCAACAAGUACCAUAUGCCACUUGGGGUGUUUGUGGGUACUAACAACCACUUACAGACUACAUUCUUUGGUUUCGCCCUAAUAAGAGAUGAGGAUGCAGAUUCAUUCAAAUGGCUGUUCAAGACAUUUUUAAGGUGCAUGAGAGGGAAGGCUCCUACAUGCAUCCUCACACGUACAACCACCAAAACUACAUGUAAAAAUGUUGUGUCAGUUCUAUUUUGUAUAUAUGCACUACCAUCUGCUGACCACUCCAUGUCUCUUUUCUCAUUACCAGACAAGUGUCCGACAAUGGCUUUGGCGAUCCCAUAUGAUUUCAAGAACACAGUACACAAGCUGUGCCGCUGGCACAUUAAGAAGAAGUACAGGGAACACCUCGCAUACUUGUACAACCUGCACGAAGACUUUAAGGAUGAAUUAACAUCAAUCCUCAACUGGCCCCUCAUGCCAACUGAGUUUGAGGCUGCCUGGAAAAGACUCAUGGAUAAGUACAACCUCCAUGAUGAUGGCACGAUGGUGGCCAUGUAG